UAGAGUUAAGCCCGCAACCGAGGUAACGGAAAAACGAGACAGGGAGCUUGGCAAAGCAUCUUUAUCCACUGGGAAUGAAUUCGGUUCACAACGUCCGCGCAUCAAUCUCCAAACGCAGAGAAGCGAAAAAUAAUACAUGGAUGAAUCCUUUCAAUCCUAACACAGGCUAUCAACAGCGCAGCACUAUACACUGGAUGCACUUUAAUAUACAUCAGGUCUGAUCCAUCAGUUGCAGUCAUGGGUGUGAAGGUUUUGCAGUGCUUUCCUUUUUACCGUCAUGGUAAAGGCCGCGGCAAAGGAAGACUGGGUCCUCCCCCAGCCGUACCAUCUGGGGAGGUGAAGCCGGAGUUCUCCUCAGCCUCCUGGGUGUGUGACACCGAGGGUGGCGGAGUGCGGCAGGUCUACCUCUCCCAGAAGGCCCGGAUCAGCUACCGGCACCAGAUGGAGGGCAACAUCAUCGACACCACCUAUUAGCCCGACUCCCCGACACCCUCCUGCCCACAUAGCAGCCUUCAGCACAGCAGUGCCCAGCAAGCCAUCCUUCCCCUAUCCUUCCCAGCACCCCUCAGUGACUUGGCCCCACUGUCUCUCCAUGAUGGCAGUUCAUCUGAAGGGACUUGCUUAUUUGCACUCCUUAGGAUAGGAACUGUCCAGAUGAUCAGGAAUAGUAACACUAAUUAGCUGUGAAUCUGGGCAGGAAAAAUAAAAACUAACAUUGACGUUGUUGAUGAUGUUUUGGGUACGUCCUGUAGAAAUGGAGAUUUCAAAG
Messenger RNA from Clupea harengus (Atlantic herring), 769 nucleotides. RefSeq lists its product as uncharacterized. NCBI's taxonomy places the organism in Eukaryota, Metazoa, Chordata, Actinopteri, Clupeiformes, Clupeidae. The record is from RefSeq and is a predicted model, not a curated record.